AUGUCUUCCACGCCUGUUCCCCCAACGCUGCGCAAGAAGGUGCUGCGAGUGCUCUUCAUCUCGCUGCUCCUGGACCUGAUAUCCUUCACAUUCAUUCUUCCGCUCUUCCCUAAGCUCCUCGAAUUCUACCGCGACCAUGAAUCCGCGCAGAACCACGCCGAGCCCACCCUUCUCGCGCGCAUCCUCGCCGGCCUAAACGCGUACAAGAACUCGUUCGCCAAACCCAUCAACGACCGCUACGACAUCGUCCUCCUUGGUGGUGCCCUCGGCUCGCUUUUCUCCUUCCUCCAAGCCAUCGCUUCGCCCAUAAUUGGCACACUCUCCGACCGCUACGGGCGCCGUACCGCGCUGCUAUGGUCUAUGACGGGCAACGUGCUCAGCGUAGCGCUGUGGGUCGCAGCGACCGAUUUCCGCACAUUUUUGGCAAGCAGGGUGGUGGGAGGACUGAGCGAGGGAAACGUACAGUUGGCAAUGGCGAUUGCGACGGAUAUCAGUGACGAGAGCCAGCGCGGGGCCACGAUGGCGCUGGUCGGCGCGUGCUUUAGCAUCGCAUUUACGUUUGGCCCUACGCUAGGAGCGUGGCUGUCGACCAUCCAGAGCGUGAAGGACAACCCGUUUGCGACUGCGGCAGGGUUUUCGCUUUUCCUCAUUGUAACGGAGACAGCGUACCUGUACUUUUGUCUUCCGGAGACCUUGCCAACGUCCAGCGGAGUAGAGAAGAAACAGACGAACGGGAAAGUGGUGAAGGAGGAGAGCGAGGAAAAGCCGCGCGUGCGCACGAACUCGCACACCCUCCUCAAUGCGACGCACUUCUUCUUCAUCCUCUUCUUCUCCGGCAUGGAAUUCUCCCUCCCGUUCAUGACGUACGAUCUCUUCUCCUACGGAUCCAAGGACACAGGCCGACUCCUCGGCUUUAUAGGACUCAUUGCAUCGCUGCUGCAAGGCUCGGUCGUACGACGCACCCACCCACUCAAGGUCGUGAAAAUGGGCGUUGUCAGCUGCACAGUUGCCUUUUUCCUCCUCGGUCGUGUAGAGAGUCAAAAGGGUCUAUAUGCAGCUGCGGCGCUGCUGGCCGUCACCAGUGCAACUGUGGUCACGGGCUUAAACAGUUUGAGCAGUUUCGAAGCGAGCGCAGGCGAAAGAGGUGGAAAGCUUGGAAAUCAUCGGAGUUUCGGUCAAAUCGGUCGCUCCCUUGGACCGCUGAUCUUCUGCUCGCUGUACUGGUGGGCCGGGCGGGAGACUGCUUAUGCGGCAGGUGCCGCCGGAAUGAUUGCAGUGUGUGCGCUGGUUUUCGGUGGACUGAAGGUACCACCAGGGACGGAAAUUGUACGAAAGGGCAAGGCGAAAGCAACGUAA
Didymosphaeria variabile is the source of this 1356-nucleotide messenger RNA. RefSeq lists its product as uncharacterized. The record is from RefSeq and is a predicted model, not a curated record. Gene Ontology annotation, cellular component: brush border membrane. Gene Ontology annotation, molecular function: transmembrane transporter activity. Gene Ontology annotation, biological process: transmembrane transport. NCBI's taxonomy places the organism in Eukaryota, Fungi, Ascomycota, Dothideomycetes, Pleosporales, Didymosphaeriaceae. The transcript has 3 exons. The coding region runs from base 1 to 1356 and encodes 451 amino acids.